Molecule: messenger RNA, 2140 nt
Organism: Salvia miltiorrhiza (redroot sage)
Lineage: Eukaryota; Viridiplantae; Streptophyta; Magnoliopsida; Lamiales; Lamiaceae
Product: probable pectinesterase/pectinesterase inhibitor 51
Exons: 2
Coding region: 280-1965 (561 amino acids)
Biological process (GO): cell wall modification
Molecular function (GO): pectinesterase activity; pectinesterase inhibitor activity
Source: RefSeq, a predicted model, not a curated record
CUCAAAUUAGUACUAUAUAAUUAUAUCACUCAACAAUUUUCCCCAAGGGAAUGCUCAAUUAAUAUUUUUUCUGAAGGGAAAUACCCAAUCAAAUUAUAUAUCCUUUUCAACUUAAGGGGUUGGGGUUGGGUUUCCCUUCCGCAUUAAAUAAAUUCAAACAUUUCACCGUCUCUGCUGUGAAUUAUUGUUCUGAAAUUCACGUCGGCAUAUACAGUAAAACAGUAACUACAUACAAUGGCGCAUUGAAAUUGUCAAAUUGAGCACCUCAGAAACACAAACAUGGCUGUAGACGAGAGUCAGCGGAAAUCAAAACUCACCGCCAUUUUGGUGGUGGUUCUGAUCGCCGUGGCUCUCAUCCUAUUCAUCGUCUUCUACAACAUCUCCACCCCCUCCCACCACCGCAAAUCCACCGUCUAUUCCAACGACGCCGUCAUCCACGGCGUCUGCACGGCGACGCGGGACCCCUCCGCGUGCAAGGCCUCGCUCAAGUCGGAGUGGCGGGCGGGCGCCACCCCGGGCCCCGCCACCGCGCUGCAGGCGAUCAACGUGACGCUGCGGGUGUCCACGCGGCACCUCCACGCGGCCAUCGACACGGUGGGGAAGAUCCUCGACGGGUCGAGCGACAACCAGAACCGCUCCGACACGUCGAGGCUCUGCCUGGAGGUGCUGCGCUACUCGGACGAGCGCGCGGCCAUGGCUGCCGACGCGCUGCCGGGGGGCCGGAUCAAGGACGCGCGCGCGUGGAUGAGCGCGGCGCUGGCCUACCACUACGGGUGCAUGUCGGGGCUGAAGAACGUGAACGACACGCCCCUGGUGGCCGCGGCCGUCGAAUUCUUCAACACCACCCUCAUAAACUCCACCGUCGACGUCCUCGACAUGAUGGCCAACUACGAUUACUUCGGGGAGGAGAUCGGGUCGUGGGGCCCGCCCCAGACGGAGCGGGACGGGUUCUGGCCGACGCCCGGCCACGCUGCCUCCUCGGGGAAUGCGGCCCUCGGCGGCGUCCCGGCGGGGAUGGCCCCCAACGUGACGGUGUGCGGCGGAGGCGGUGGGUGCGAUUACGAGACGGUGCAGGAGGCGGUUGCGGCGGCGCCGGAUAAUUCGAGCGCCCGGUUUGUGAUAUGGAUCAAGGCCGGGGUUUACAAUGAAACGGUUCGGGUGGCGUUCGAGAAGAAGAAUGUGGUGUUGUUGGGAGAUGGGAUGGGUAAAACGGUCAUUACAGGGAACUUGAACGUAGGACUCCCCAGAGUCUCCACCUAUAAUUCCGCCACCCUUGGUGUUCUCGGAGAUGGAUUCAUGGCAAGUAACCUAACAAUCGAGAACACAGCGGGCGUGGACGCUCAUCAAGCCGUAGCAUUCCGAUCAGACAGCGAUCUGUCCAUCAUAGAAAACUGCGAAUUCAUCGGCAACCAAGACACCCUGUACGCCCACAGCCUGCGGCAGUACUACAAGUCCUGCCGCAUCCAAGGCAACAUCGACUUCAUAUUCGGACAAUCCGCCGCCGUCUUCGAAGACUGCACCAUCCUCAUCGGGCCCCACCAGAACGAACCGGAGAAGGGCGACAACAACGCCGUGACCGCCCACGGCAGGAUCGAUCCCGCCCAAUCGACCGGCUUCGUCUUCCGAGAUUGCGUGAUCAACGGCACCGACGAGUACAUGGCGCUGUACAGCAGCAAACCCGCCGUGCACAAGACCUACCUCGGCAGGCCGUGGAAGGAAUACUCGAGGACGGUGUUCCUCCAUUGCACCUUCGAGUCUUUGAUCUCCGCAGAGGGAUGGAUGCCUUGGAAUGCCGACUUUGCGUUGAAGACCCUCUAUUAUGCCGAAUUUCAAAAUAAAGGGCCCGGAUCCGACACCUCCAAGCGGGUCAACUGGAGCAGCCUUGUGCCGGCUCAGCAUGUUGACUUCUACACGGUUCAGAACUUCAUCCAGGGCGAUCAAUGGAUUCCUGCGCCUCAUUCUUGAUUCAUUAAUUAACCUAUAUUAAUUUUAUUAAUCUAUGCUGUCGUUCAAAAUAGAUGACCUUACUUUGACAAGUAUAUAGAAGAUUAUGUAACAUGCAUUAUUGUAAAUUGAAAGAGAGAUGUUUAAAUUUUAAUAGCACAAAAUUAAUUGGGCGGUGCUCGUGAGUUCUAACUUA